This is a messenger RNA of Monopterus albus (swamp eel), 5579 nucleotides long. It is a transcript of the gene epha3, whose product is annotated as eph receptor A3. Bases 29 to 3025 code for a protein of 998 amino acids. Gene Ontology annotation, molecular function: protein binding; transmembrane-ephrin receptor activity; ATP binding. The transcript is spliced from 18 exons. The record is from RefSeq and is a predicted model, not a curated record. Gene Ontology annotation, biological process: ephrin receptor signaling pathway; protein phosphorylation; axon guidance. Gene Ontology annotation, cellular component: plasma membrane; dendrite. Lineage: Eukaryota; Metazoa; Chordata; Actinopteri; Synbranchiformes; Synbranchidae.
UGGAGUUAUGUACCUCUGAUCCGCCGCCAUGGAUUGCAAUCCGCGAUCACUGCUUUUCAUUUUACCUCUUUUACUGUCCUGCGUUGUCCCUGCGUCCCCCAUCAUCCAUCCCCUUAACGAAGUCAACCUGUUAGACUCUAAAGCAAGCCAAGGGGAGUUAGGAUGGAUUUCCUACCCAUCACACGGGUGGAGGGAAAAUUGGGAAGAGAUCAGUGGGGUGGAUGAGAACUACACACCCAUCAGGACCUUCCAGGUCUGCAACGUGAUAGAGUACAGCCAGAACAACUGGCUUCGCACCAACUGGAUCUCUCGCCAGUCAGCUCAGAAGAUCUACGUGGAGUUAAAGUUCACUCUUAGGGACUGCAAUUCCAUCCCGCUGAUCCUGGGCACCUGCAAGGAGACCUUCAACCUCCUCUAUCUGGAGACAGAUGAUGACCAGGGCAGCCACUUCAGAGAGCAUCAGUUUGCAAAGAUUGACACCAUUGCUGCUGAUGAGAGUUUCACCCAAACGGACCUGGGGGAUCGCAUCCUCAAGCUCAACACUGAGGUGCGUGAGGUGCGUUCCAUGACCAAGAAGGGCUUCUAUUUAGCGUUCCAGGACGUGGGCGCUUGCGUAGCUUUAGUUUCAGUGAGGGUUUAUUUUAAGAAAUGCCCAUACACUGUGAAAAAUCUGGCCUCCUUCCCUGACACGGUGCCUACGGACUCCCAGUCCCUGGUGGAGGUCAAAGGCUCAUGCGUCAAUCACUCCAAAGAGGAGGAACCUCCACGAAUGUACUGCAGCACAGACGGGGAGUGGCUCGUGCCAAUUGGGAAGUGUCUAUGUAACCCAGGGUAUGAGGACAGAAGCAACAUCUGCCAAAUGUGUAGGGCAGGCUUCUACAAGUCUAUGCUUGGGAACAUGGAGUGUUCAAAGUGUCCACCUCACAGCUUCUCUCACUAUGAAGGGUCGUUGCAUUGUGGCUGUGAGAAAAACUACUUCCGUGCUGAGGGGGACCCCGCCUCCAUGGCCUGUACCCGUCCUCCUUCAGCUCCUCGCAAUGUUAUCUCUUCCAUCAACGAGACUUCAGUUAUCCUUGACUGGAGUUGGCCAGAGGACACCGGGGGGCGCAGGGAUGUUGCCUUCACUGUCGUCUGCAAACGCUGCCGUCGCGGCCCUGUUAGCGGCAGCGGUGCUGGCACCCAACAUUGUGAACCUUGUCGGAGCAAUGUUCGCUUUCUGCCAAGAGCCACAGGCCUCCACAACACCACGGUGACGGUGGGCGACUUGCUGGCUCACACUAACUACACGUUUGAGAUUGAAGCGCAGAACGGUGUGUCUUCACUGGCACCCAGGUUGAGGCAGUACGCCACUGUCACCAUCACCACCAACCAAGCUGCUCCCUCUCCAGUAACAGUGAUCAGAAAGGAGAGGACUUCUCGAAACAGUGUCUCACUGUCCUGGCAGGAGCCAGAAAGACCCAACGGCAUUAUCCUCGACUAUGAGAUCAAAUACUACGAAAAGGAGGAACAAGAGACCAUUUACACCAUCCUUCGUGCUCGAGGCCGUAAUGUGACUCUGAAUGGGUUGAAGCCUAACACUGCCUACCUGCUGCAGAUCAGAGCUCGCACUGCUGCUGGAUAUGGAGCCAGCAGCCCCAGCUUCCAGUUUGAGACCAGUCCUGACUCAGCCUUUUCCAUCUCCAGUGAGAGCAGCCAGGUUGUCCUGAUCGCUAUUUCCUCCGCCGUGGCCAUCAUCCUGCUCACUGUGCUGCUGUACAUCCUGAUUGGCAGGUUUUGUUGCCACAGCAAGUCCAAACAUCCUGAUGAGAAAAGACUGCACUUUGGCAAUGGCCACUUACGGCUACCAGGUAUCAGGACCUAUGUGGACCCCCACACAUACGAGGACCCCAGCCAGGCUGUGCACGAGUUUGCCAAGGAGCUAGAUGCUUCCUGCAUUGCCAUCGAUAAAGUGGUGGGAGCAGGUGAGUUUGGUGAGGUCUGCAGUGGUCGCCUGAAGCUGCCCAGUAAGAAGGAGAUCUGUGUGGCCAUAAAGACUCUUAAAGGAGGAUACACGGAUAAACAAAGACGUGACUUCCUCGCUGAGGCAUCGAUCAUGGGACAGUUUGACCAUCCCAACAUCAUCAGGUUGGAGGGGGUGGUAACACGUAGCAAACCCGUCAUGAUUGUCACAGAAUACAUGGAGAAUGGAUCCCUGGACAGCUUAUUGAGAAAACAUGAUGCCCAGUUUACAAGCAUCCAAUUGGUUGGCAUGCUGCGUGGCAUCGCCUCAGGCAUGAAGUAUCUGUCAGACAUGGGCUACGUUCACAGAGACCUGGCAGCUCGAAACAUCCUAGUCAACAGCAACCUGGUGUGUAAAGUGUCAGACUUUGGCUUGUCAAGAAUCCUGGAGGACGACCCAGAGGCCGCUUACACCACCAGGGGAGGUAAGAUCCCUAUCAGGUGGACAGCUCCAGAGGCUAUUGCCUACAGGAAGUUUACUUCAGCCAGUGAUGCCUGGAGUUAUGGCAUUGUGCUCUGGGAGGUGAUGUCAUAUGGGGAACGGCCAUACUGGGAAAUGUCCAAUCAGGAUGUAAUUAAAGCUGUAGAUGAGGGUUACCGCCUCCCUCCACCCAUGGACUGCCCGGCCACCCUCUACCAGCUGAUGUUGGACUGCUGGCAGAAGGAGAGGAACAAUCGGCCUAGGUUUGAACAGAUAGUCAGCAUCCUGGAUAAACUCAUCCGCAACCCUGGUAGUCUCAAAAUCACAGCCAGCACCACACCCAGGCCAGCCAACUUGUUGCUGGAUCGAAGCAGUUCAGAGGUUCCCUCGAUGGGGACAAUGUGCGACUGGAUGGAUGGAAUGAGGACCUUGCCCUGUAAGGAGGCCUUUUCUGGGGUCAGCUACAGCUCCUGUGACACCCUGGCCAAGACCUCCACAGAGGAUCUGAAAAAGGUUGGAGUGGCUAUUGUGGGACCGCAAAAGAAGAUCGUGAGCAGCCUCAAAGCCCUAGAUUCCCAUACCAAGAAUGGCCCGGUACCUGUUUAAAAGAUGAGCCUGUCUGUUUGUGUUAACACACUGUGGUUGCUAAUCGCACUCUAACACAGUGGCUGUGUAUCCAAACUAGAAAUGAGUGGAAAUGGAGGAAAAGUAUAUGAUUCAAAUGAGGACUUCCACUGUUUCGCUGAAAGACGAUAUCAAGUCCUGACAGACAAAUGAAGAGAAGAGUUUAGGAUAGCUUUGCUAUCUAGUCAACUUGCUGACUUUUAAACCAACCAUCCCUCCAUAGAGUUGAAAUGCCUUACAGACUAAUAAGAGGGAGGAGAGGGAGGACAGAGGAAAGCCAUGAAGUUCAAUGAGACCUGGUCAAACUGGGAUUGGACUGGGGUACAAGACCAGGACUGGGCUAACAUAAAGUCUGCGCUUUCCAUGAUUAGCUAAACUGAACAGCAUAACCUUCCCUUUACCGCAUAAAGGGGACAGGCAUGCUCACAGUCUCCUCCCACCAGCCUGUGGACCGAGGUGUUGAAACGCAGUGAUACCUGGUGUAGCUCAGAGCACACAGCAGCAGCUCACCCAGAUGCGGACCCUUCCUGGACGAAUGAAAUCCGAGGCGUAAGAUUUUGUUGUAACUACCUACAUUUACUGUUUCUAUCCAUGAGAGAACAUGAGCUGGUACGGAAACACACGCCAAUAACCGAGCCGUUUUGCUCUGUAGCUCUAACCUAUAGCAUUUGCAUUCAGUAGAUAUGUCACAAAAAGCAAUAAUUAUGAUAAUCAGUUAAACAGACCCAUUUUAUGGAAGCCAUGAGUUUGUCAAAUGUAUAAGGCAUUGAAUGCUGUCCUUUGAAGGUACAGGGGCCAUAACACGUCAUACACACAGAAUUUUCUUUAUGGUGACAUUUAUGUUCUGUGUGCUUAUAAACAGAUAUUGUACAGUAAUAGUGUUGUGUCCCCAACCCAAUGCCCUUCGUGUAAAAUCUCAGGAUGUACACAUUUUUGUUCUAUUUUCUUUAACCAGGGCAAACAAAGAGAGAGAAGGAGCAGAGCCAGGAAAUGAGAGUCCAAGUUAAGAAAGAAAGGAUCAUAAAAAAUAGGAAAAGCUUCAAGAAGGACACUGAUAGGAGGACAAAAAACCCUAAAUAUAAUAAAGCAGAGUCGUUCAAGUUUCUGCUUCAGAUGUUGUUGUGUUGUGGAAGUGUUUUAAACUAGAAGUGUGUUUGUCCUUGAGUUUCUUCUUCAGGUAAGAUUGGUUAGCAUUGUCAGUCCUACACAGCACAAGGUACAGUACACUUUCCAGGGGAGCGAUAUAUUCUUCAUUCACACAGUUUAGAUCAGUGAUACUGCUCUGACGGUGUUAUAAAUCUAUAAUUGUUUUGGUCUCGUACAAUAACUUAUUAACAAAAGCCAUGUGGGAUCAUUUUCUUCUUUGAUUGGCAAUUUCUUGUUAAAUGACUGCAUUCUACUGUUAAAAUUUGUUCUUAAUUCGUACCUCUUGGUGUGUUUAAUACAAAAUGUUAGAGUGGCUCCUGGAGUUGGGUCAGUUCAUUGUGGGAUCACCAAGCAAAAAGCUGCAGUUUUAAUUUGUUUUCAAAUGAAAUUUGUUGUUGUUCUCAUAGGGGCAUUGGAUUUAGCACCACUGCCCUAAACAAAAUGCUUCCAAUAAAUGAUUGUUGUCAGAGUGUACUAUACAACAUCCAAAUAGGUUGGGAUUUCCUAAAGGCACCUUAGAAAUUAGAUGUACAAUGUUGUGCAUACUUAAAGAUGCAUGCUUCUUGGUUUGAUGUCUCCCAGCCAAACCCAAACACAUAUCCAAUAUUUCAAAACCGGCACAUUGGUACUUUGUGCUGUUGGAUGGGGAAUAUUGAACCAUGAUGACGCCAUCUUUAAGCAUGGCCCAAGCACUUAAUACACAAUAUUUGAGCACUUUGAACAGAAAUUCUAUUGCCUUGGCUAUAGACUAAUCUUAUCUAAUGGACAGGGGUGGUACUGGUGCUUUUGGGAAACCCAGCCCUGCUCAGUGUGUCAGUCAGUCAGUCCUCUGUUACUUGGCCUACCUGUGGAUGCUGCUGUUGCUGCUAUGUGUCCUAAUUAGCGUGUACAUAAUGUAAACCACCGUAAUGAUAGCAUCUCACAUUACAGAUCCCACUAUAUGUACAUGGCCAUCCCUCUUUGUAAAAAUGUUUGUACGUAUAAAAGAAUAAAUACAAAUUGUGCAGCAUUUCUAAUUAAUAAUGGGACAAAAAUCAUCUGUAUUAUAUUUUAUCUUGUCGGCUUUGUCUUUUUUUACAAUAAAAAAGGCAAUUAUCAGUACAUUAUUAUUUAUUUGUUAACAUUAUACUGCGCGUUUUUUGUAGCAUACAGGAAAUUAUAUGUCAGUGCUAUUGUGUUUUGGUUUUUGACUUUCUUUAUAAACAUGGAACAUCUGAGAGAGCAAUACUGUUAUGCAUCCUAUAUUCAUAUUCAUUUCCUGUCUAAAGACUGACCCAUGUGUCUGUGUGAGAGUUUCUGUGUGCAAAUGUAGAUGACCUUGUCUACCUACUAAUGUAAAAUGAUUUGUAGUGGAAACAUUUAUUUUUUUAUAAUAAAUAUUCACAAAAUA